Molecule: messenger RNA, 4084 nt
Organism: Egretta garzetta (little egret)
Lineage: Eukaryota; Metazoa; Chordata; Aves; Pelecaniformes; Ardeidae
Gene: C9orf72
Product: C9orf72-SMCR8 complex subunit
Exons: 9
Coding region: 728-2113 (461 amino acids)
Biological process (GO): endocytosis; autophagy
Cellular component (GO): autophagosome; endosome
Molecular function (GO): guanyl-nucleotide exchange factor activity
Source: RefSeq, a predicted model, not a curated record
UUACAGCUCCUGUCCUCCUGGGGGGGUCCCCUCUGCUGUCAUGUGGAGAGCUGCGGGCAGAGAGGAAAGGGAAGCUGAGUGCUGGUCAUGUGAGGUUUCGUCAAGAUAAAUGUAUUUUAGCUUUUAUAGUUUUCCAUCCUGGGUUGAAUUUCUUUCUAAAACCUUUUUAUUUGGUGUGGUCCUGGGACUCUAGCAUAACUUCCAGGGAAGGUGAAACUUCCUGUUGUCUUCUGCAGCCCCAUCAAAAUGGGGACGCUCUAGAGUUGUUGUAAACCACUAAGGAAAAUGUUUAAGUAUUUGAGUCUGUGCAAUAUGGAGCAUUUUCCAUCAAUACAUGCUAUAAAGUGCUGAGUAUUUGUCUUGUAUUGCAACACCCUGCACGUUGCCAUGAUGUAAAGGAUGUAUUUAUUGUAUGUCAGUUUUCUUACACGAGUUGAAUGUUGUGCAGCCUCAUCAUACUUGUGCAGUGAGUAAAGGGUAUUUGAGGUCUGACCAACAUUUGCAGAGCAUACCACUUCGUUACGUGGAAGGUAUGCGUAUGCACAUCCUUCCUGAAUGAAGUCUACAAUGAAAUCUGGGGUGUAGAAGUCAGGUCCUUCGAAGUCUUAUGUGGAAAAGAAGAAGAUGAGGUAAUAAUGACCACUGCUCUAAUUUUGGGUUUUUUUCUAUGAAAACUUUUUUUCAGGUAAUGUAAGCAUUUCAGUUACACACAACAGAGGAAGCAGGCAUGUCAGCUCUUUGUCCACCACCAUCUCCUGCAGUUGCUAAAACAGAGAUCUCCUUGAAUGGCGAGUCACCUUUAUUAGCUGCCACUUUUGCUUACUGGGACAAUAUUCUUGGCCCCCGAGUGCGGCAUAUCUGGGCCCCAAAGACAGAACAGGUACUUCUCAGUGAUGGUGAAAUAACUUUUCUUGCUAACCACACCCUAAAUGGAGAAAUACUUCGGAAUGCAGAAAGCGGUGCAAUAGAUGUGAAGUUCUUCGUCUUGGCAGAAAAAAGGGUAAUCAUUGUGUCAUUAAUCUUCGAUGGAAACUGGAAUGGAGACAGAAGCACAUAUGGACUGUCAAUUAUACUUCCACAAAGUGAACUUGGCUUCUACCUGCCGCUUCACAGAGUGUGCGUGGAUAGGUUAACACAUAUUAUAAGGAAAGGAAGAAUAUGGAUGCAUAAGGGCCAGAGCAUCAUUCCAAUGCUGACAGGAGAAGUCAUUCCUGUAAUGGAACUCCUUUCAUCUAUGAAAUCACACAGUGUUCCAGAAGAAAUAGAUAUAAGUGACACAGUACUAAAUGAUGAUGACAUUGGGGACAGUUGCCAUGAAGGCUUUCUCCUCAAUGCAAUUAGUUCACACCUGCAGACCUGUGGCUGUUCUGUAGUUGUAGGAAGCAGUGCAGAAAAAGUUAAUAAGAUCGUGAGAACAUUGUGUCUCUUUCUUACGCCAUCAGAGCGGAAGUGUUCCAGACUCUGUAGAAAUGAGUCUUCUUUCAAAUACGAGUCUGGACUUUUUGUUCAAGGCUUACUCAAAGAUGCAACAGGAAGCUUUGUGUUGCCCUUCCGUCAAGUAAUGUAUGCCCCAUAUCCUACUACACAUAUAGAUGUAGAUGUCAAUACUGUGAAGCAGAUGCCCCCUUGUCAUGAACACAUCUAUAACCAGCGACGAUACAUGAGAUCCGAGCUGACAGCAUUUUGGAGAGCUAGUUCGGAUGAAGAGAUGUCUCAAGAUCACAUUAUCCACACAGAUGAGAGUUUCACACCUGAUUUAAAUGUCUUUCAAGAUAUCCUGCAUCGAGAUACAUUAGUAAAAGCCUUCCUGGAUCAGAUCUUUCAUCUGAAGCCUGGCUUGUCUCUGAGGAGCACUUUCCUUGCACAGUUUCUGCUAGUCCUGCACAGAAAAGCAUUAACUUUAAUAAAAUACAUAGAGGAUGACACGCAAAAAGGAAAAAAACCUUUUAAGUCUCUUCGUAGCCUAAAGAUAGAUCUCGACUUAACAGCAGAGGGCGAUCUUAACAUAAUAAUGGCUCUGGCUGAGAAGCUUAAACCAGGUCUACAUUCCUUUAUCUUUGGGAGGCCAUUCUACACUAGCGUACAAGAACGUGAUAUGCUCAUGACGUUUUAAAGCUCUCCGCUGCUAACGUGUAAUGUUGCAGUCUUGCAUGGCACAAAAAGAAAUCUGGCGGUGUGACCACCACACUUGUGACAAUCAUUGACUUGAUUGAGGAUGGAGCAUUAGGAGCACAGUAACACUACAGUCUGUUCGAAGCAGGAGGGGGUCUUGUUAGAGGGACUAUCAGCUUAACUAGACAAGCAUGAUUUUAAGGAAUCCAUCUUUUCUGUGUGGUUUUUUUUAACAGAAAACGUCACCAGAGGUUCCUUUGCCAUAUCGGCUUAGUAGAUAAAUUUGAACAUGUUUUGGUGUACAAUAAAGGGAGGCAUUUUAAUUUUCUUUACCCAGCAACUUCCUUCAGGUGUGUGUCAGUUUUUCCCUGUUCUACUGUGUCAGUAUUUUUCAUGUUUCCACAGAAAAUAAUACGUACGUCCUCUCUAAUCAUGGAAGUUGCAAAAUAGGGGCCUUCUAAGAGUUUCAAAGAGUUUUUAAAAGUGUUUGUUCUUGUGUAUGUGGUACAAAUCUGAAAUAUGUCUUUCCUCAUCUCCCUUUUUAACACUACUGGCUCCUUCAUUUAGAGCAUUCAAAAGGUGUUUGGGAUUUUUAAUAUACUAUGAAGUGCUGUUCUUGUGUGGAAAUUGUUGGCUAUUAGCAGCUUAAACAGCAGCACUCUGCACGUGGGAACUGGCUCAUUAUUUAAGCAGCUUUGUGCAUGUAAGUGCCAAGCAGGGUACCCUGUCACACAUAGUUGGGCCAUCCUGCAGUGAAGUGUUCAGUGAUCCAGCAUAACUGAGCUCUUUCAAAACACAAAACGGAAAACUUGUGUCAUUCAGCAGCAGUUGUCAGUCUUUCUGUCUGUAAACUGUUGCUGGUUUUUCCAUUGUCAGUUAGAAUAAGGUUCAGAUUAAAGUAUUAGGCCUACCCAAAGGACACCAAGGUGAUAGCCAAACUAAAAGAUAAAACAGUAAUUUCUUUUUUUUUGCAUUGACAUUAGUAUAUUUAGUAAUCCUUACUUCAGAGAUAAGCACAGCUAUGAACUAAUGUGAUAAGCAUUUUACUAAGUGAAUUCUGGACAAUAAUCUUAUAAUCUUCUUAGUUCAUCUUAGCACAUCUCCAGCCUUGCUUUGCUUGAAAAUAAAAACACAUUUUCUAUUUGUAUGCCUCUACCUUUCUUUUUCAGUAGCAUGUAGAGCAGAGCAGUGUUUGUGUCAGGUUAAUCCAGACACAUUUUUUUUGAGUAUUGACACAUGACUGGUGUGAGUUACAUUGAAAUCAGUGGCACAUCUGUACUGCAUGUUGUUGUGUUUCUCCUCUUUUUGGACAAACACGGGAAUAUAUUUGUGUCAUGUUUUAGCAUAACCUCAUAACUCAAUAUUCUUUGUGAAAGAGCUGCACUUGCGAUUGGAGAAGCCACUGUUGCUUUAUUGCUUAAAUUGUUUAUAAUACACUUUGGUGAACUGUUUUCUGUUUUCAAGAUAGCUUUUUAGUGUCUCUUGCAUGCAGCGAGGCAUAAAAGUUAAUAAAAGUUAGAUUUGCAACUUUUCCUGAGAUGUCCAAUACUCAGAUUUUUAAAGGAAUACCAUCCUUUAUUUAGAUGUCCAUAAUUCCCUUACAUUUCCUGAAAUAAUAUAUAUUAUAAUAUAAUAUAAUAUUUACAAAUAACUAUUUAGAGCUUCUGAAAGAUGUAGCCCCAUCCUCAUACCCUUUUUGUGAUGAACCUCAUCAGUGUUACCCGAUCGAAUAAGUAAUUACAUUUUGUGGAGACAGUUUUUUGCUGUACAUGUAUGUAGGACUCUUGCAGUGAGCUCAGUGCUUCAUCAAAAGAACUUGUCAGAAAGAUGCUGGCAUAAGUUACUUGUGCUGAGAUUCUGUUUGUCUUCCUAUCAUUAUUAUUCCCUCUGUGCUUUAAAUCAACUGAUCCAUUAGAAAAUAGCCUGAUUGUGCUAAGUUUUUACUCUCAUGUCUAAGAUUGCAAAAAAAAAA